This is a messenger RNA of Chelmon rostratus (copperband butterflyfish), 3545 nucleotides long. RefSeq names its product A kinase (PRKA) anchor protein 8-like (gene akap8l). Gene Ontology annotation, cellular component: nucleus. The record is from RefSeq and is a predicted model, not a curated record. The coding region runs from base 96 to 2180 and encodes 694 amino acids. The transcript is spliced from 13 exons. Gene Ontology annotation, molecular function: DNA binding. NCBI's taxonomy places the organism in Eukaryota, Metazoa, Chordata, Actinopteri, Chaetodontiformes, Chaetodontidae.
CUCGAUCCCUCUCGACACUUUGAAAGAGAGGUAGUGCUGCAGGAGCUACCGCUGCUUGUUUCGUCCCGAUUGUCUGAAGAGCGCACGGAAAUACAAUGGACAACAGAGGCUACGGUUCUGGUUACUCCAGUUGGGGAGGUGGAGGGUCAGGCAGCAGAGGCUCUGGUGGCUUUGACCUGUAUGGGGGAGGUUAUAAGGACUCGAUGUCUGGGCUCGGGGGAUAUGGAGGAGGAGGAGGCCACAUGAAGAGAGGUCUCUCGGGAGCGUCUCUGCUCUCAUCCACCGGCACACAUGCAGAUGCAGUCAUCGCCAAGAUUAACCAACGCCUGGACAUGCUCACUCAGUUAGAGGGAGGUUUGAAAGGUUCUCGGGGUGACAGGUAUGACCAGUACGAGUCAUUCGACUCGCGCACCUCCGGUCUCACCUCCUCCCGAGAUCUCUACAGAUCUGGCGGCAGUAGCUAUGGUUAUGGCGAUGGCCGUGGGGACAACAUGCUGUUGGGUCAGAGAGGAGGCCCGGGCUUCGGAGGGGGAAUUGGGCUAGGGGGAGGAGGAGGCUUUGACAGCCCCUCAUCCUCCUAUGGAGUCGCUAAAAUGCGACAGAAUAUGAGGGAUUCCUUCAGCAGUGGCCAGGGAGGAGGUUCUGGAGGUGGAGGAUGGGCUGGAGCAGGCCGACGUUCCCCCAGAAGGGGUGGAAGUGCUGGGGGUCGAGGAGCUGGAGGAGGGUUUGGAAGCCGCAGGUCUGACCCCACUCCAUUAGGCGGAGGUGGUGGCCAGUCCCACCGCGGCCACUCUCCAGGAGGUGGUAGAGGCAAGCUCCCAUCCCUCCUGUCCAACCGCAUGUACCCUGAGACUGGGGGCUUCCAUCAGGGUUCCAUUCAAGGGCCUCACGACUUUCCUGGGAGGCACUUUGGAGGGGGCCCACGGGCUGGCCGCCAGCGAGGCCGCAAGAGACCCCUCAACAAACAGGCAAAACCACAGCGUGAUGUCCAGAAGAAGAGAAAGCAGACACUAACUGCAGCUGAUGAGCCAGAGUCGAAGAUGAACAAGACAGAGAGUGCAGGGUCAGAAGCGACCCAAGAGCAAGCAGAGAAAAAUGGUGAUGACAGUGAAUCAAAGACUGCCACUGCGGAGACAAAACCUACUGCAGAUGGAGAUAAAGCUUCACCCAAACAGGAGGAGAAGAAAAGUCCACAGGGCAAACAGACCCCAACCCAAGGUCAGGACAAGCACCCAAAAAUGAGGAAGAGGAGGGGCUUCCUGGAAAGGGUGAUGUUUGCAUGCUCUGUGUGCAAGUUCCGUUCGUUCUACAAGGAGGAAAUGGAAACCCAUCUUGAGAGUCGCUUCCACAAGGACCACUUUAAGUUUCUCUCCAGCCAACUAUCCAAGCCCACUACAGACUUCCUACAGGAGUAUUUGCAGAACAAGUUCAAGAAAACAGAGCAGAGGGUUGGACAGUUGGAAAAUCACAGCGCUGCCAUCUGCCAGAUGUACAAAGAGCAGGACCUCACCAGGGAUCUCGGUAUGGAGCACUUCAUGAGAAAGGUGGAAGCUGCCCACUGCGCAGCAUGUGACCUUUUUAUCCCCAUGCAGCCCCACCUGAUACAGAAACACAUCAAGUCUGCUGACCAUAACUACAACCGCAAGGGUAUGAUGGAGCAGUCCAAGAGGGCCAGUCUGUCAGUUGCUCGUAGUAUCCUGAACCACAAAAUCAUUGGCAAGAAGCUGGAGAGCUACCUUAAGGGUGAAAACCCAUUCUCUGGAAACCAAGAUGACCAGGACCCAGAAGACUCUAUGGCGAUGGAUGUGUCAGAGCUGGAGUUGACCAGUGAGGCAGUAGACAGUCAGACUGACGAAGCACCGGUCAAGGAUGAGCUGGUGGCUGAAGGAGGGAUGGGCCAAGAGGCGGCCGAGGGUGAAGCAGGAUCGGAUGCUGCAGCAGCAGCGGAGGAGGAAAAGAUGGAGGAAAAAAUGGAGGAGGAACUAGGAAUGGAAGGAGAGGAGGAGCAAGGGAACCAGGAAGAGGAGGAAGGUUUUGAAGUUGGGGAGGAGGAGGAGGAAGGAUAUGUGGUACGCGAUGAGAUUGGCGAAGAGGGAUUACAGGCUGAGCUGGAGGAGGAGGAGGAGGAGGAAGGCCUAGAGGCAGCAGAGGUCGAAGAGGAAGACAAGAAUGAUGAAUGACUUUGGCACCCUGUGUGUAAUUUCUCAUCCUUACCAUCUUCCCUGACCAGUCAGUGACCCCCACAGUCCCAUUGAACCUAAUUUCAUCGUUAGGCAUAUCAUGAAGUAUACCUACCUGCUCCCACCAUUUUUCAUUGUCAAUUGACUCUGAGUUCAUAUAGUAUUUUUUUGUUAAAGGAAUAGUUUUGGGAAAUACUUUUACUCGCUUUUUUGAUGAAAGUUGUAUGAGAAAAUUGUCAAAACAUAGUUACUUCACUUAACUUAUGUAUGCCCACCAACUGUCAUGGAGGUGUUUGAUAGACAUAUUUUUUAACUUUGGAGCCAAGCCAGAGGUUUCCCCCAGCCUCAAGUCUUAAACUAUCAAACCACUAAUCUCCCUGCUCCAGCUCCACAAUUAUGAGCAUAAAUCUUUUCAUUUCAAAGUCUGCAAGACAGUCAUUAAGUCUAUUUCUCAAAAUAUCAGAAUAUUCCUUAAUACUUUUUUUGUGCCUUUGUUCAAAGUAUUCUUGGUUUGGAUUCAUUUGUUCAGAAUUGUUAAAGAAUUGUUGAGUAUUGUAAAGUUGAGAGAUAUGUACUUUUACACAGUACCAUGUCCAUUGCCAGUGUUAAUGGUGAAUGGAUGAUUUUCCAACCUUUGGGAAAAUCCAGAACAGGCUUGGCUCUUUGCUCUGCAGCUAGGGAGACUGAGGUAAUUGAGCGGACUGUGUAGAAUCAGUAUGGAAUAUUCAGAAUUCAUAGUCAUGUAACAAUGUUGUUUCACACUGAGUAAGAAAUAAAGUUGUUGAAUAAAUCACUGCUUUGUGUUGAAGGUUUUUAGCGUGUCUGAUGCUUGUUUGAAGUCACUGAGAAAAGUACAAAGUGUAGCUUGACCAGUCUGACUCCGUUAGUGUCAAAAUAACAAAAUCCAGCCUUCAAAACUUGGUUGAAUGAGAAAUGUUUCCACUACUUAAUAAUUUGAAUAUUUAUCUCAAGGGUUAAGCUUUUACUACUUUUUAGCUGGCAGUAGUGGCAUGUAUUUAUAUCAAAGGUGAAGGAGCUCAAAGGUGUUACUUCACACUGAACACUGAACACACUGUAGCAGCCAAUAAUCCUGACAGCUUCCUUGGAUUUAGCACCAUCCGUGACCACAAGGUGGCCUACCAACUCCCAUGACCCAAACACUAAUAUCAAAACAUUUUGAAGAUUACUAUUUCACAGUGAUACAAUUUCAUUUCAGAAAUGGUUCACCUGUCACCAUCAUCUGACAUUGAUUCCUCUGUAAUGUUAGAUGGCAGGAAUAUCGGCUGUUGCCCAACAAAACCUCACUAUCAUUCAGGUAAAGGACUUGCCCAUUAAACUUUAACAGAAUUUUAUCCUGUAAAACUC